UAUUUAUACACACACGCGCAUUGUAUAUGCGAAUUGUGUAUGUACCGUGGGGUGUACAUAUUUGGUAGACACAUUGCCGUUAUUUUUUUUUUUUUUUAGUUUCUCAAUGAGCUGAUAAUGCCUGUCGUAUUGGGGUUGCGCAUCAAUUUAAGUCCCAUUUACCGCCUAUUCUGCGCACAGAGAACGAGCACUGCGUUGGUGCAGAGAGGAGCCAGGAGUUUACCGAGUGUGCACUUCAGUUUUUCUCUGUCAAGGAACACCUUGCACCAUGGCGCUGUUUGGAACGCAGGUGGCCUCGUGCUGCAGUAGAGUGCCGUAUAGAAAUGUACAACUUUGUUUCUCACCUCGGCUCACAAAAAUGCUUGAAAUGACGUAUGCACUCAUAGCUGAAAAUUUGCAGAAGCCAGCGACUUCGACUCUGGAAAAAUUUUGCGAGUGCCUAGAUAGCGAAGACGAGCGCGCGACCAUCAACUCGGCCCACCUCGUGGCGGGCCUGGUCAAGGUGGAGGAGAACGUACCGGUUCUUCUGUCGAUCUUGGUACACGGGACUCCUAGAAUGGCCGUCAAGGUUGCGUCGACUAUGGCAGACGUUUUGGCCAGAGGCGACGAGCUGUCGUUUGAGGGUGGUCGUACAUUGCAGUCCGUGGUGAAAUUGGAUCCGGAGGACUGGCCGAAAAUUGCCGAGAAGUUGACAGCGUUCGAGGGUCCGCCAGACAGGCGAAUCGAGGCGUUGACGUUUUUGACAGCUCUCGCGAACGCUCAGAACGAGGCGCUCAAGGUGGUCGCGUUCGAGGUGCUGGGCGUCAUGCUGAGGCGGUGCUGCGCGCAGGAGGCGACGCCUAGGGAGAGGAACGCGUGCCUUACCUUCGCUUGUGGUUUAUUGGCGGCCUUUGGCGGCAGGGCGGAUGAAAGCGAGUAUUUUAGAGCGGCGAGCGACGCGAGGCUGGCGGAGGACAUGGUAGCUUUGAUUGGAAUGGGGGCUCACUCGAAGCUCACGAGCGGCAAUUUGGGAUUGGUGUUGAAGGUCGUGAGUAGUUUUCUUUCGGUCGAAAAGGUUGCGAGGUUUUUGUCAGAAAAAACGCCAAUUGUCGAACUCGUUGUUUCGAUUGCGUCGAACGACGAGCUGGCUUUUGCGAGCACGUUGGUCACGUCUAGGCUGGUUAGGGUGUGCGGUUACUUGAUGUGCGGCGCGAGGGAGAUCGACGAGAUGGUUCAAAAUGGAGUUUUUCAGUUCAUUUCCAAGUGCCUUGACAGUGACAGAAGCUGGCGAUUUGCCGUGCCGGACCAGAGUUUGGCGGCCAGGGACGAGGUCCUACGCGCGGCGCUGGGGACGCUGAGUUUGUUUGUGGUGGCUGACUACGUGCCGUCGGGCUGGCUCGGCGUAGUGGAGAGCACCGACUUGAUUGGUCGGGUUUACGGCUUGACGCACCCUUCGAACGCGCAGGGAGUGCGGGUGCGGGCGAUCGCGGCGAUUUCCAACCUGCUGACGAUCAGCGAUUUUCAGAAGCUGUUCUCGAAGGCCGGGAGGCACUUGGACCUGCUGGCACUGCUCGAAGAGGCCUCCAGGCUUUCCAAUCAGUGCGAGGCGACGAUGUACUGCAUGGCGCUGACGUCGCUGUACCACUUGUCGCUGUACCACGAGCUGAUUCAGAUUGAGUUGGUGAAGAAGGGGAUUAUCGAGAUUUUGAGCGACGCGCUGCACGCGCUCUUCCGGAAGGGCGUCGCCGGCGUUUGCAACGACGACGGCGUUGAGUCCAACGGGAAGUGGGCCGUUUUCAAGUCGUUGUUGAAUUUUUCGCUGGUCAGAGGGGUCGCGGACAAGUACGCGAGCGACCGCGUGAUUGACACGCUGUUGUCGUUUUUGAACGGGGACCCCGACGGGCAGCCGUUCGUGGAGACGGUGUUGAUGAUCUUGGACAACCUGGCGCUGGAGCCGGGGUUUUCGUUGGCUUUCAUGAAGCCGGAGAGGAUUUCCGCGCUGGUCGAGACGUUGAUUUCUUCGGGCCGACGGGCGUCCUAUUGCAUGGUCUUGGUGCAGCUCAUCAUGAAGUUGUGCCGGGUGAGAGAGUGCGGCACGUACAUCUGCAGGCGGUAUUUGAAGCAGAUAGAGGCGAUUUCGUCCUCGGAGGAGAGCACGUCCACCGCCGCGUCGCUGCUCAGGACGCUGACCGCGUUGGUCAGGUGGUCUUCGUCCGGCCAGUUGAAGGUCAGCGGCGCCAUCGAGCGGCCGCGGGUGGGGGAAAGGCCGGUCGAGACGCAGCGGGCGCCGGCGAGGGAGGACGCGGCGAGGGAAAAGGCGCGGCUGGGGCCGGGCGAGGGCGGUUUCGGGAGCGAGGAGAGCGCCACGAGCGCUUCGAGGAAGGACGGCGGCGACGGCGUGAGAUCCGCGACCUCGUCCAGGGAAGAAGAGGUCAAGUCGGUGGGCGCGGGGACGGAGAAGGGGACAGCGGCGGCGACGAAGAGGAGGCAAGAGUGGGUUUCUGCGUCCGUGCCCGCUCUUGGAAUGGGGUCUCGGACGGCGUCCGCGUCGCCGAUGAGGUCUAUAGGGCACAUGAGGUUGGUCGAGAAGUCGCCGACGCCACCUCCGAAGCGACCGUCGUCGCCGCGCGUGCAGAAGGCGGCUUCCGGAAGCAGCGGGUCCUCAGCUCCGCUGGACGUCGGGAAGAUGGGCGCGGCGGACGUGCGGGCCCACUUGCCCAAGCAGUUGAACCUCCGGGCUUCUGCGCAACUGCUGCGCGAGGACGACAGGAUGGCCAAGUCGGUGGACGAGGCGACGAGGCCGUCCACCGUGCUCAAGGUGAUCAAGUACUUCGAGGGAAAGGGCUUCGGAAAGAGGAACUAUCCAACUAGGGCGGGCAAGAGCCUAGACCUGGAGACGGCGGCCUACUUCAACGGGACGCCCAAGUCCUCUCCGGAUGUGCAUUCAAAAAACGCGGCGGCAUCUCGCGGACGCAACUACCAGAGACUGAUAGACGUCAGGUCUAUGAGGGUGUCUCGGUACGAGGAGUCGCCGCCGAUGGACACGAGUUCGACGGAAGACGUGACCAACUUCGUGGAGAGGCCCGAACUGAGAGAAUUCGACUUUUCGUCCAUGAAGGACCAAUUCGUGUUGGACGAAGAAUGGGAAAAACUAGACUCUGAAUUCCAAAAGUCCAACUCCAAGAGAAACAAGAUCAUACGGGAGCUGUAUUCCACGGAGAUAACCUACGUCGACAACCUUUCCAUCUUGAUCAAGAAGUUCUACAGGCCGUUGCUUUACAUGGCCAACGGUCCGAAACCGUUGAUUAGCGAGUCCGACUUGCGGAUUAUUUUCUCCUCGAUCGAGAUCAUCUACAGCUUUCAUUUCAUCCUACUGGAGCGUCUGAACGAAAAACUGAAGAACUGGAACCCCGACACGACGCUGAGCGACGUCUUCUUCUUCCUGGCCGACUUCAUCAAGAUCUACGCCGGGUACAUCAACAACUACGACCGAGCGAUCGAAAUGCUCACCGACUACAGACAGAAGGACCCCCGCGCGAGGGAAUUCUUGGACAAGGGACUGCAGGACCCCGAGUGCGGCAUGAGGUCUCUGGACUCCUUCCUGAUCAUGCCAGUUCAGCGCCCGCCGCGGUACUUGCUCCUGUUCAUCGAACUGAUCAAGCACACGGACCCGUCGCACCCGGAUCGGGAGGUCUCGGACCUGGCGCUGAAAAAGCUGAAAAUGGUCGUCUCCUACUUGAACGAGAAUCGAAAGGCCGUCGAGUACCGACGAUGCUUGAUCGAGCUGUCCGAGGCCAACAACAUUUCGGAGUACACCGACUUCAUCUUCCAACCGCACCGACAGCUGAAGGCGUCCAUGAAGGUCUCAUGGAUACAGGAGGGCGUAGAGCGCAUUUUCUACGGCAGCGUGUGCAUGUUCAACGACGCCCUUUUGCUGUGCAAGCAAAAGAGUACGUCGUCGAAACGGAACAUUUUCGGCGUGGUGAUGUUCGCGAACGUUACGAGCCAUUCCUUGGAAAAAGACGUCCUACAGUUCACUUGUGGAAAUCUAAAAGACACGAUCAAGCUCAUCUUCCCAAGCCAAGAAGAGGGCAAAAUAUUCCACAGGAGAUACUUGGAGAUCACGGAGCGCGGCAGUUGCAGUUGCAGUGAAAGCCAGCGAUCAUGAAGGCAUUUUUCCUUUCGUUGGUGUGCAUUUGGGCGAGAAGGGAAAAAAACGCAUUUGGGUGCCUUCUCCUAUGUGGAGACGCAGUUUUUAUUUCCGUGCGGUUUUGUGCCCUCGCGCAUUGCAAAGAACGUAGCGCGGGAAAGCUUCGCGGAGCUAUGCAUUCGCAACUGUGAGGGGAAGCAUCAGGGCAGAGACGGUACGACAUUUUGCAAGUGACACGGCUGAAGCAUUUUGAUGUAUAUAUAAAGGGGCAUGUACAACGAUAAGAAAUACGCGGUGCACGAGACGUGUCCAGCAUGCCUGGCCUUCGGGCUCAAAGGAAGUUAUUGUGUGCAUAGCGGCCGUUAAAUUGUUAAAAAAAUGCGUUUUUUUUUUUUUUUUUUU
Schistocerca gregaria is the source of this 4531-nucleotide messenger RNA. RefSeq lists its product as uncharacterized. Bases 269 to 4147 code for a protein of 1292 amino acids. The transcript has a single exon. NCBI's taxonomy places the organism in Eukaryota, Metazoa, Arthropoda, Insecta, Orthoptera, Acrididae. Gene Ontology annotation, molecular function: guanyl-nucleotide exchange factor activity. The record is from RefSeq and is a predicted model, not a curated record.